UCUAUUUGCUUUGUGUGUGAUUGUGUGCUAGUUAACCCACGAUAUUCCGCCACAGUGGGCAUGUGACAUUUUGAGCUUUUUAGUUAGUCACUGCAUUUCAUGUAAAUUAGAUUCUGUCGGGUAACUAGUAAAUUGAAUCAAGUUGGAAAAAGAUGCACCAAUAUGCGGGGUUGAACAUUCUUGAAAAACAGUUAACUUGUAUAUUUAAGUUCAAAUGAAUUCUAGUGAUUAAUGAACAUGGUAAUAGAUAGUAACUAAAUGGUUAGUGAUAUAUCAAAGCUUGUACUCAGUUUUCUAUUCCAAAAUUUGUAAAGUAUUGUACUUCAGAUAUUUAAGUAAAUGUUUUUCAACUUAGGGCUUCUCGGUCCUUAAAUCAGAUAAUCCUUGUGAUGUGGGUAGUUUGUGGAGCAGUAUGGCUUUCUACCUUUUCAGUGUGCAUGUUCCUUUGAGUUUUGGCGGCUUGUCUGCUGUUACCAGUAUAUUGCAUUGUUCAGCUCUUGAUCCACAGACCGAGGCAUUGUCUUUAGUUGUACUUCAGAUGUUAGAGCUUAUGGGCGUGCUACUUCUUUUAAGAUAUCCUGGGAAGCCCCAAUACAAGCUUCGUGAUUUCUUUCAAGAGAAGCAAUCAGCAAAAGAAAGGAACUGGUUAUUUGCGUCAGCUCUUGGCUUUGGGUUCCUGGUUCUGUUGGUUUUCACCACUUCCAUUAUUGCUGACUGGUUGAUAGGUACCAAGGAAGUCAACAAUCCAAUCUUGAAGGAAAUUCUUUCGAGUGGACCAAUCUCGAUAACAUCAUGCAUCCUGGUCUACUGUAUCAUCACCCCCUCGCUAGAAGAAAUUGUGUACAGAGGGUUCUUCUUGACUGCUCUUUCCUCCACAAUGAAAUGGCAGCAAGCAGUCAUUGUUAGCUCAGUUGUUUUUAGUGCAGCUCACUUCUCUGCUGAAAAUUUCAUACAGUUGUUCAUCAUAGGUUUAAUCCUUGGAUGCUGUUACUGCUGGAGUGGAAACUUAAGGUCUUCUAUUAUAAUUCAUUCAUUGUACAAUGCAUUAACCUUAUUAAUAACAUAUGCAUCAUGAGUAGUUGGUUUUUGAUAGCAAA
Messenger RNA from Nicotiana tabacum (common tobacco), 1097 nucleotides. The record is from RefSeq and is a predicted model, not a curated record. NCBI's taxonomy places the organism in Eukaryota, Viridiplantae, Streptophyta, Magnoliopsida, Solanales, Solanaceae.